GGCACCUCCAGCUGCUCCACCGAUCUUCCCGUCAUCGUCCCUGUCAAUGAGAUUGAAUGCUUAGACCAGAUCGACGUCAACGCUCCAAGAGAUCUUCGACCACUUGUUGGUGGGCAAGGAAGAUUCGAGCGGCCGUUGUGCGAUUCGACGAAAUCGUAGGCAGAUAUCGUUUUGGAACUGAAAGACAUUGGAUCCUCUGACCCGGAAGAAACGGAUUUUGUCUUUCGGGAUCUGAAAUUAUUCUUGGGAUUGAGAAUGGAGAGGAACUACAUGGGGGACGGAAAGGACUGUGUGGGAGGAUAAGAACGAAAUGGGCGGAGGAUUUAGCAAAGGAUAAUAUUAGAAAGUCAACAAGUCAAAGUAGGGAGUGUUUUUUUCUUGGAGGGACGUAGUUAUAUAUAUAAAAAAGAAAUCUGCCGGAAGCUCUAUCUUUUGAGGCCAGUUAGAAGCCAACUACCCAUAGGGAGACAAUGCAUUCGCCCUUGGCUGCUACAAUCAGGCAUUUUGUUCAAUUCAUAGAACUAAAAUCUAAGAAUUGCUCUUUGCCAUCUCCACAUCUCUUCCCCACAAAACCUGCUUGUUUCUCCAUUCAAAGAUAUUAUCACGGAGCAAAUUGUUUUCUGUCCAUCAAUGGUUGCCAAGGUGAUCCGAUUGCCACUGCUGGGACGGUCGAAACUCGGACCUUCCCAGCAGUUUCAAGCUUAGAUUUGGCUACAGAAAGCCUCAAAGCUGUUGUUUCCGACCUCAUCAACUCUGACCCUCCGCCAUUUGACUCUGGCAUUAUUCGCCUUGAGGUACAUGUCCCAACCCUGUAGUGCCCUAUGACAUUCUCCUUGGAAAUUUUCUACAAAAGUUCAAACAACACAACACGUAAUGGCUUGAGAACAUAGAAAAUGGAGGGAAAGGAAGUUUUUUUCAAAAAAAUUUAUGGGUCGGUA
This is a messenger RNA of Cuscuta campestris, 938 nucleotides long. Lineage: Eukaryota; Viridiplantae; Streptophyta; Magnoliopsida; Solanales; Convolvulaceae. The record is from the annotation of a GenBank genome assembly.